AUGAGAAAAAUUGUAAAUGUCAUAGAAAAUGACUUCCGUCCUGAAUUGCAGCGUGUUAUUAAUGAUUCAUCAGAUGAAGGCAGUGGGAAAGCAGAUGUUCUGCGAGCUGUGUGGGAGCAAGACCUAAAAGACAGGAGGGAGUUUUGGACUGAUCAAAGGAGAAACAGUGAGCAAACAGUUAAUAUUGGAACAAAUAACAGAAAUCCCCAUUUAACCACUCACAGAAAAUGAUAAAACUUAAUAUACAAGUUGAAAAUCGUAACUCUUUUCACUUAAUAAUAUUCAAUAAUAAAAGGAUUAAAUUUAGAUACCAGUGAAUUAUGAUCCUCUCCGUGAACAUUAAAAAAGCUAAGCAGUAUGAAACUAUGAAUUAUUUCAUUAUACAUUUAUCAACUCAAGGGUUAAAUUUAUUCUGUCAUUUUGUGCAUUAAGGGCAAUACACAUUGCUGUACUGUAUCAUCAAUUAACAGAAAUGAAAAAUAUUUAUAAAUAGACUUUAUACUCCAUCAUGGGAAACUUCAUAGCAGUCAUUAAAAACUAAUAGGAAUUUUUGUACAAUGUUCUUGUGUAGGAAAUGGUGUGCAUGGAAAUAGAUGGAGUACAAUUACCUAUCGUAUGGCUCCGGCAGUAUUUUGUAGAAGCCCGGCAGCCUAUGAGGCUUUGGCAGGUUUUGACAUAUUACAGCUACCAUCAGUGGAUUCAUUAAGACAACUACGGUCGGGGUACUUCCAGACUGAUGGCCCCAAUUGGGAAAACCUGGAAGAAGCUGCCCAAGAUUACAAAUCCCUUCGAGAGGAAAAGAGAGUACAAGGGUUACUACAACCGCAAGGCUGGGGUGCGUUGAUUGGGGAUGAGGUGAAAGUGGUGACAAAAAUUCAGUGGAACUCCAAAAUUAAUGAGUGCGUUUAUUUAUGCAUGGUUUAAUUCAUUUAAUUUAUGUACCUUUUUGGUCAGUUUCCUUUUUUGGCAUCCAUGAAUUUCCUGAAUUUUGAAAAUUAUAGUAAAAAGAUUAACAAUUUAUUGAUUUCGUCUAACUUUUGACCGAAAGUGAGUUAGUGAAUACCUUAAAAAGUAUAGACUUUACAAGCGAGUUCGAUGUCACUGGCCCUUACUACAAGAGCGAAGUGGGAAUGAAGCAUCAGUUUGUGAUGACGUGCAUACUUACACCAUCCAUGCAUUUCAUCUCUACGGAUUCGAGGUGA
Porites lobata is the source of this 1202-nucleotide messenger RNA. The record is from the annotation of a GenBank genome assembly. Lineage: Eukaryota; Metazoa; Cnidaria; Anthozoa; Scleractinia; Poritidae.